AUUUCUGGAAUUUUGUUUGAAUUCAAAUCAAUAUAAAUGACUACAGAUUGCAAAUAUUGCAACGAAGCCGAAGACAAGCAGUACAGGCCCGGGCUAAUAUGCCAGAACUGCAUAUGUUUCGUUCACCUGAAGUGUUUGCUGAGACCUGGCACUCCCGGUGAUUUUGAGGGCGAUGUAUUCUUCGAGUUUACUUGCGCCGACUGCUCUAAAGACAAGAAGGAGGUUUUCAAACGGACUCGCUUUCCCUGGGUGAAUGUGAUCUACCUGACGCUGUACAACCUGCAGCAGCGCUCGCACGGCAUCAGCAACAACGGCUUCUUCCACUACAAGACCCACAUCUGCUCCUUUAUUGACCGGAACUGGGAGCAGCUGUUUGGGAAUAAAUUCAAGCAGAAGAAGAACUGGAUGGGCACGAUAGCGGGGGCCCUCUCCGUGCACGGGGGCUCGCUGCUGCAGUCCGGCGCCGCGCGCCUGCAGGAGAGCGGCUGGUGGCGCGCGCAGCACCGCUUCUCGCCCGCCAUGGCCGCACACAUACUGCAGGAGAUGGCUCGUGAGAAACCGAAGGGCGGGCUGAAGGCGAAGCUGCAGCUCGACCACAACACCUUCCUGCAGAGAGUCAUCGAGAUGGGCUACGAGUCCCUAAUAGUGCACGAGGACGAGGACAUCCCUCCCCCCGCGCCCCCCGCGGCCCCCGCAGCCCCCGCGGCCCCCGCCCCCGCGCCGCCCCCCGGCAAGAAGCGGAGGCUGGACUCAGACAGCGCCAGCACGGCGUCCAGUGUGGCGUACUUCGACUAUCUGGACAACGAUCACAGGGCGGAGCUAACAGACGACUCUCACCUGGCGUCCCAGUCCACGUCUCUGUUCACGCACCAGACUGCGCAGUACGCACGGGAUAUGGAGGCGGGGUAUAGGGCUUAUGACUACCGACAGAUGGGGCUGGUGCCGCCGAGUGAAUGCUCAAGCGCCAGCGCACCACAAUCCCACCACGAAGACUCCGACUCCCCCCCGCCCUCCCCGCGCCCCGCGCCGCCCUCCCCUCCCCCCGCAGACAAACACACCAGACACAAGGACAAAACCAAAGAGGAAAAACCAAUACCAAUCAAACGCGAAUCCCUAUUCUCCAAAGAACUAAACUCGAUAACUAUGCCGUGGCUGCCUGAUGAAAAACAGGAGGUUAAGAAGGAUUUAGUGGAAAUGUCUGAGUACGAAGAGGUUCAGUUGCUGAAGCAAGUGGAAGGGCUGAUUCCGAAGGUGAAGGAUGUCAAUAAAAGGGCGUAUUUGAGGAGGUUCAGGGCGAGUCUAGCGCUGCGGAGGUUGAAGAGGCAUAAGCAUCUGCCGAUAUUUGAUUUGGAGAAGUCCGUGCGUCUACUGGGCGGCUACAUGACAGAAGACAGCAGAGCUUCCGCAAACAGCGAACGAGUGCUCGACCGCUUCCAGAGAUCUUACUUACUUGACCACCUGAGCGGUACAGUGGCGGCGACAUACGGCACCACAGUACUGUCGCGGAUAGACCCCACGCCCCUACAGUCGCCCUACUCCGGCGCGGUGCUCAAGCCGUACAUCCGGCGAGACACCGAGAGUGAGCCCCUGUGGGUGAAGAUGACUGAGGAACUGCUGGUCAAGGCUAAUAAGAACAACCCCUCCUUCGUGCUUCCCCCCCGCUCCCCCAUCGACUACUCGUACAUCCGGCCGCAGCACGUGGCCUCCGUCAACGCGCUGCUCGCGCAACACUUCUGGCCCGGCAUCGACGUGUCGGAGUCCCUGCAAUACCCGGAGUACAGCGUGGUGGCCUCCUGGCGCGGCGUGGCGGUGGGCGCGGCGCUGCUGGUGCCGGACACGCGACACAACGAGGCGUACAUCUCGUUCGUCAUCACGCGCGCCCAUUGGCGGAGGAGCCGGGUUGCUGCGUUCAUGUUGUAUCAUUUGCUGCAGACGUGUUCAGACAAAGAUGUGACGUUGCACUGCUCUCCUACCAACCCGGCCAUAUUCAUGUAUCAGAAGUUUGGAUUUAAAGUGGAGGAGUUCAUUCAAGAUUUCUACGAGAAGUACUACGAUAUCGACUACCGCGGGUGUCGCCACGCACUGCUUCUCAGACUCACUAGAUGAAUAAACUAACUUACUAUAUUUU
Molecule: messenger RNA, 2128 nt
Organism: Plutella xylostella (diamondback moth)
Lineage: Eukaryota; Metazoa; Arthropoda; Insecta; Lepidoptera; Plutellidae
Gene: Atac2
Product: Ada2a-containing complex component 2
Molecular function (GO): histone acetyltransferase activity
Source: RefSeq, a predicted model, not a curated record